AUGAAAUGUGGUGAAAAUGAGAAUGAAGUUGAUAAAUCAACCGACCCUAAUCUACUACACUUACCAGUGACCGAUGGUUCCUUAGAAUUGUUUAGACAUUUUGCUAAACAAAUCAAUCUUGAAGAUAUUGAUAGAGAGGCCGAGCUCAUCCAUUGGAGUCAUGAGCAUCCGCUAAUCCUUUUUGAUGUGCAAAAGGACGAUGAUAUCAAUGAUGAGAUUAUGUUAUGUGAUGGUUGUGUACAACCAAUAUCAUUUCCGUUUUACUUUUGUGCUCAAUGCAACUAUUUUCUCCAUUUUAGUUGUGUCAACUUACCAGUAGAAUUGCAGCACCCAAUUCAUCAUGAACACCUAAUGGAACUUCGUCGGGGUAUAAAAUUCUACACGCUCUUUCGCUGCGCUGCGUGUUUCAUACAUCAAAAUGGAUUCUUCUAUGGGUGUGAAAAGUGUGAAUUCUUCCUUGAUGUCAAAUGUGCUUUACUACCUUCUUCGAUUGCACAUCAAGCUCACAAGCAUCCAUUGGUUCAAAUGAAAGGUUCAAAAGAUCUCUGCAGUGGAAGUGGUUUCAACUUCUCUACAAGCGGAUUUAAAUGUGAUGAAUGCAAGUUCAAAAUAUCUCACUCCAGUGCUCAGCUCCCACCUACCAUCAAACAUGGAUGGGACAAACAUCUCCUCACCUUGAGCUAUCCUCCAUUUAGUGAUCAUCCUGAUGAGUUUCAUUGUGAAAUGUGUGAGGACGAAAUAAAUCCCCACCGUUGGAUCUAUCAUUGUCGUGAUUGCGAUCAAUCAUUUCAUACCAAAUGUAUUAAAGACUAUUAUUCAUAUGUCAAGUAUGGGGGCAAACUUGAAGUUAAUUGUCACCCACACCCUCUGACAUUUGUACGAAUGGUAAGGAAGAGGACCUCGUAUUAUAGUUGUGGUCAUGCUUCUGAUAUUUAUAGACCCAUAUUCGAAUGUGGAGAGUGUAAUUAUACAUUGUGCUUAAAAUGUAUUACUCUGAGUAUUUUGACUUAA
Molecule: messenger RNA, 1011 nt
Organism: Ilex paraguariensis (yerba mate)
Lineage: Eukaryota; Viridiplantae; Streptophyta; Magnoliopsida; Aquifoliales; Aquifoliaceae
Source: the annotation of a GenBank genome assembly